AUGCGCGCACUAUUCCGAAUCAGCCUCUUGCUGGCACUUUUAUUGCUCUUGGUAAUCCUACAUUCUUUCUAUCUAUUUGCUGGGGCCCAAAACCCCGAACAGGUGGCCACUCAUUUCGCCUACGUCUUCUACGCCACUGGUGAUAUCUACGCCUGCUCUGCCUUGGUCAAUAUCCACCGGCUCCGUCAUUUGUUCCACACCAAAUAUCCUGUGUAUCUGCUAGCGAGCUCGGCCGUGUCAGACACAUAUAAAGAGUGGUCCAGGGAGCAGUAUGAUGUGACGAUCAUCGAGCACGAACCACCUCCACUGGCUGGGCAGAGUUCACCUUACUAUCACGAUGUGCUGCUCAAGCUCGUCAGCUUCAACCUUCUCGAAUGGGCACCGCAGUUGCGUAGGAUCCUCGUGCUAGAUUCGGAUCAAAUCAUUCUGAAAUCGCUGGACGAUGUUUUUACUCAAGUCCCAUUGAAUGUCGAGGUCGCAGCGGCUCAUGCUUAUUGGUUCUCGGGCGACCCUGGCGCGACGACUGCGAUGAUCAUGGUAUCUCUCUCGGCACCGUUGUGGGCCAGGAUGGAUUCCUCCCUGAAAAACAUCACGGAGGACGUGUAUGACAUGGAUCUGAUCAAUUCGAUGUUCAGGGGUGAGAUGGCUCUUUUACCGGGCAACUAUGUCACUCUGAACAGCCACUGGGAGACUAAAGAGCUACCUUCGUGGACACAGUAUCGACCCGUACUGCCUGUGCAGCUGCCAUGGAAUAAAACCGUGAGUUCAACAGUUCAAGGAAGCCCACCCGCUUUACUACACCAUUCGAAGCGCAAGGAAGCUCAGAACCAAACGGCGGCGACCUUCCCCUUUUCGUCAGCCCCGAAUACCUUGUUGCCACAAAGCAUCCCGAUAGCUUUCACUACAUAUGAUCCCGCGACUAUCGACCCAUUGACGUCGAUAUUCCACGAGGACGUGUAUGUCUUGCAUUUCACUGCGCUGGGAAAACCAUGGACACACACCAUCCAGGCUGUCAAUACACUGCGACCUCAAGCCCAUCCACUAUUUGCGCAACAGUUCCUGCUCUGGCGUAUGGCUGCAAGGCAAAUUUGUCCCGUCGUGGAUAUGCAUGGGGCCGGGGGCAAUACGGUGGGUGGGAAGACGGGCUGGCCCGGGCUGGGUCUUCAGGAUGGUGAAUUGCCGAGUGACCGGUUUUUGGAUGACGUUUGA
Molecule: messenger RNA, 1209 nt
Organism: Exophiala aquamarina CBS 119918
Lineage: Eukaryota; Fungi; Ascomycota; Eurotiomycetes; Chaetothyriales; Herpotrichiellaceae
Exons: 1
Coding region: 1-1209 (402 amino acids)
Molecular function (GO): glycosyltransferase activity
Source: RefSeq, a predicted model, not a curated record